Messenger RNA from Pseudozyma flocculosa PF-1, 282 nucleotides. RefSeq lists its product as uncharacterized. Lineage: Eukaryota; Fungi; Basidiomycota; Ustilaginomycetes; Ustilaginales; Ustilaginaceae. Bases 1 to 282 code for a protein of 93 amino acids. The transcript has 3 exons. Gene Ontology annotation, biological process: endoplasmic reticulum to Golgi vesicle-mediated transport. Gene Ontology annotation, cellular component: Golgi membrane; COPII-coated ER to Golgi transport vesicle; endoplasmic reticulum membrane. The record is from RefSeq and is a predicted model, not a curated record.
AUGGUGCUGGGUCUAGGUGGCAUCUUCUAUGUCACCCUUCUCCUGAUCAACGCAAUCGCCAUCCUCAAUGAGGAGCGCUUUCUGGCGCGAGUGGGAUGGUCGUCAAACCAGCCUCAGUCCUUCGACCAAGGCUUUGGCGGUCCCACUCCCGGACAGAUGGGUCAGGACGCCAGCAUCAAAGCAAGGCUCGUCAACCUCAUCAGCGCAGUGCGGGUUCUCAUGAGGAUCCCCUUGAUUGCCGUCAACAUCGUCGUCAUCAUUUACGAGCUCAUACUGGGCUGA